Molecule: messenger RNA, 1313 nt
Organism: Carica papaya (papaya)
Lineage: Eukaryota; Viridiplantae; Streptophyta; Magnoliopsida; Brassicales; Caricaceae
Source: RefSeq, a predicted model, not a curated record
UUAUUACCCAAACAAUCGACUGCAAGCUCCUUCCAUUCUCUCUGUUUGUUGAGUUUCCUUGACUCCUCAUCAAUUUCUUUAUAUUCGAUUUCUGUAUUCCUUCGCUCUCGGAUUCGUCUUCCCUGCGUACUCUACUGGGAUCAGACGCAGAAUCUGACCAAACUCAGAUACCUUCAAGAAUGGAGACUCAACAGCUAGACUCAAGCCCUUGCACUCCUUCGAUUUCACAGUCUCGUAAUUCGAUGAACAAUUCACCAUUUCCACCAUCAGUGACGAGGCUAUGGAGACCAGCUGCUCAGCGAAAUCUUAGAAACCAAUGGUCCCAAAUGGUAUCUUACAGGCAACAGUGGGUCUCUGCGUCUACUAAUGCAAGAUCGAAUGCUACUUCACUUGUCAAUGCUUAUUUAUCUCAAAGGUAUAUACCUUCAAUGGAGCUCGGUGUUCUAAGUGAUAUGCCAGAUAUUAGAAAGAAAGCUUUAUCAAAAUUGUUUAUACAGCAGGAGCUUCAUAGGAGCAAGUUUUUAUCAUCUUACAAAGAUAUGGUUGCUGUUGUAACUCACAUGGUUAAUACUAGUAAAUCCAUGAGAUGUUUUCUCAAAGGGACAAGUGGUAGUUCAAUCGUACAAUUUUCUAGCUCUUCCGAGGAAGGAAAUGACACUGGUGAUGGUGGCGGUAUUCCGAUCUUCACAUUUUGGUCAAUAUAUCCAUUCGAGAAGCUAGCAGAGGAAUGUGUUCAGAUGUUUGCACUGGAGCUGAAUCUGAAGCGGCUGCUUGUAAUGGAGUUACUCUCCAUUAGAUCUGAAGCUCCACAAGUAGAGAAAUUGUGUUGGACAGAUGAGCUUUAUCCAGGAGAACUUGAUGACUUGAGUAUAUGCGGCUUGUAUUUGAAAGAAACCUGUGAGCCAAUCCUUCCAAGAUUGAGAGACAAGAAAUCUGAUAUGCCUGCUGUAGUAGAUAAUUGCAAGCCCAACCAAGCUAUUUUACAGGUCUAUUUGACAACAUGGCUUACAGACUUGAAUAUAGAUUCUCAAAGGGUGGAUGAAAUAUUUGAAACAGUUGGAGAAGAAAUGCAUGUUAAACUUUCAUAGCUCUUUUAUUGUUUAUCCAUCAAUCAAAUUUGAAGCCAUCAGUUCUUCAGGUAAUGGUAGAAGUUGGUUAUCUUCAAUUUUUCAAAUUAUGUCUAUUUGAACAAAAAUUGGGACUUGUGUAUCUAAUUGAACAUAAAAAUUAUACAGAAGCUAAUAUGAACAGAUUUUGAGAUGUCAAAGCUUGAGCUCAUACAUGUGUGAAUUUUACUUUCUUUGUAUUUAAAA